Paramecium tetraurelia is the source of this 1614-nucleotide messenger RNA. RefSeq lists its product as uncharacterized. Lineage: Eukaryota; Ciliophora; Oligohymenophorea; Peniculida; Parameciidae. Gene Ontology annotation, biological process: rRNA processing. Gene Ontology annotation, cellular component: small-subunit processome; sno(s)RNA-containing ribonucleoprotein complex; nucleus. The transcript has 3 exons. The record is from RefSeq and is a predicted model, not a curated record.
AUGUAAGGUCUGAAGUUAAAGUAGUAGAUUGGAUUGAUCUUAAGAAAAGACUUUGAUGCUAUGCCUUUAAUCAAAUAAUUGAUGGACGAAUCCUUGAAUUAGCCUCUGUUACUUUUAAAUGACGAAGAAUAAAUGUGGACUUAAAUCUAGAGGGCAAUCGAAACUCUCAAUCAGAAGAGCCUGAAAAAGUUAAAGUAAAUAGAAGAGAGAGCAGCCAAAAUAGCAGGUCAAGUCGUAGAGGAGUAGGAGGAGGAUGUUUAGACUGAAGAACAGGAAUAAUAGUCCGAGAAGGACGAGGAUGCGGGAGAGGAAGACGAGCAAUAAGAGGGUGAGGAAGAGGAAGUGAAUGAGGAGGAAGAAGAACAUCAAGAGAUGGAGUAGGAAUUUGAUGAGGAGGGUGGAAACUUUAGAUUUGAGAAAAAGUAAAAAUAAAAGGAUGAUUUUGAUGAGUUUGAAAAAUACAUGCAAGAUUAUGAUGAUGGCAAGAUGGGUAAAAUAGAUUUGGAUGAUGAAUAAGAGGAGGAAGAAGAGGAAGAUGAAGAAUUUGAAGAAAAUGAAGAAAAUGAAGAAGGAAAUGAGGAACCAGAGAACGAGGGUGAGGACUCUGUAUUUGAUGAUAUGAGAGAGGAGGAGUUAGAAUAAGAUAACAAUGUGGUUGAAGCAGAAGAAGGAGAAGUGGGAGAAGAGGAUGACGAAAUCAAGAAUUUAGAAGAACAGAGGUUGAAGAAAAAGGAUUGGCAAUUUGUGGGUGAAGUGCACGCCAGAUAAAGACCAUUGAAUUCGUUGAUUGAAUAGGAUUUGGAUUUCGAUGUGAAUAGAAAGGUUUUAGAGGAAACAACUCCAGAGCAGUAAAAUAAGUUGAUAGAAAUGAUAAAAAAGAGAGUACAAGAUGAAUUGUUUGAUGAUAGACAGAAAGUGUAGAUCAAUUUGCAUUCUCUUGAGAAACCAGUGGAUUAGGUGGACACAAAUAAGUCACAGUUUGGAUUAGCUGAAUUAUACGAAAGACAAUUUAAGCAGGCUUUGGGAUUGCCAACAAACACGAGCGAGUAGAAAUUGAAACAAGAGUUGUUCGAAUAGUUUAGAGACUUAUGUUACAAAUUGGAUUCGUUGACUAAUUUGAACUUCGAGCCAAGAGGAUAUGUGAAGCAAGCAGAAGUGCAGGUGUUGGAUAACAACGUGGUUUAGAGAGAGGAGAAGGUGCCAAUAACAGCUAGGGGCGAAUAGAUGGAGGAUGUGGAGAAGAUUAAGAAGGCUGGGUUUUUGUCUAAGGAAGAGGCCGAUCAUCAAUUGAAUAAGAAGGGUAGGAGAAUGGCCAAAUAGAGAAAGCGAAAUAGGGAGCGAGAAAGGAAGAGAAGUGGGUUAGUUAAGAAAUUGGAGAGUAGAGGUGAGACUAAGUUCAUGUACAAUCAACAUCAACAAGGGAAGAAGCAGAUGAGUUUCAUUAAGCAACAAAAAAAUAAGGAGAGUGUUAAAUUUGAUAAGACGAGCACUUUCUUUAAGAAUUUGUAGGAGAGUGGAGUAAAUAAGUAAGGGGGAGACGCUAAGAAUAGGAAGGGUGGAGAUAGGCCAAGUGGGGACAUUAAAAGUAAGUCUAAAUAAAUAAAAAAGCAAUGA